AUGAAUAAACCAAUUUAUAAGGAGUAUCAAACUCAUGAAGGUGACAAUGAAGAUCCUAAUAAUACCUAGAUGGUCUAAAUUACUGAUGAUAGCAGUUUAAAUCGAAUUAAUGAUACUAUAAAAGAUUCCAUGAAUGACUACAAUAAAUAUGGAGCUCAAAACAUUUAUUCCCCAUCCAACAGCAUUCAUUGUAAAUAACAAUUGAAAGAUGACUCAUCCUAAAAUCCCAAACGCUUAUAAUUGGUUAUUUAAAAUUAGAGUGAAUCGGAUAAACUAAUCGAAUAGAAUACUACUGAUCAUGGGGAUAAGGAAGAAAUUUCUAAAACUUAAAAGGGCAUGUUGGGCUCAUAAACAAUUUAAUACCAAAAAAAGAGAAUUCAAUUUAGGAAUCCGCAUUAUGAAUUUAAGUAGAAAUCCAUUAAGGAAUACAAUUGGAAUUCUGAAGUUAUGUAAAAAUGGAAAUUUAGCAUUAAUAUUGUUAUUUUUGUACUGAGUCUAAAAAGAGGAAUUAAACAGAGGAAAUAAAAAGGAAUUAAAACUACUAAUAGUGAACAUACAAAUAACAUUAAACAAUCUAAUUUUAGACUUCGAGAUUGUGGACUCACUAUUCUUAAAUUAAUGGUUGGCAUUUCAUUGGCAUUACUUACUAGUCUACUGCUCUUUCCUUUUAUUUUAAUAUCCGAUUUAUUCAUGAGAAUAUACACUUACAAUAACUUAUAUGUGAGAUAUGCUCUAUCCCAUGAGAAUCUAUUCUAUAAAUUCAUUUUACUGAUUCAAUUAUAUAUGUAUGCCAUUGCAACUGCUUUUGCAAUUGUUAUCAAUCUCUAUCAAACCAUCAUUACAACUAUAGAACUCAUUUAUAACAUAGUUGGUACCUUGUAGAACAAUAUAUCAAACCUCUCCAGAUUACUAUUCUAAACUAUCCAAAAUCCAUUCUCAAAAUAAAAAUGA
Messenger RNA from Paramecium tetraurelia, 951 nucleotides. RefSeq lists its product as uncharacterized. The transcript has a single exon. Lineage: Eukaryota; Ciliophora; Oligohymenophorea; Peniculida; Parameciidae. The record is from RefSeq and is a predicted model, not a curated record.